AUGGUCCCCCGUCGUCGGUUUAGUCGCCGGCUGCUGGCCCUAGCAACCGCCCUCGUGGUCUUCUUCAUCUACCACUUCUUCACCCUCGAGAAUCGCCCGUGGCGACCGCACUUCAACGAGAUCACCCCCGACCUAGAUGAACAUGGGGAACCCGCCCCAUUCUGUCCCCCAUUACCGGGCAUCGAGGAUGUCCUGGUCGUUAUGAAGACCGGAGUGACCGAAGCGCGCGAGAAGGUCCCCGUGCACUUCCAAACGACGCUCCGCUGCAUCCCCAACUACGUAAUCUACUCUGAUUUCGAAGAAGAGAUCGAAGGCGUCCAAAUCCACGAUGUCCUCCGCGAAAUGGACACGGCCGCGAAACAAAACCCGGACUUCCAAUUCUAUAACCGCAUCGUCAAAUACGGUCGCAAGGGUCUGGAGCAGCAGGACUUUGCGGACGAGGCCAACUCCGCCAUCGGCAAACCCAACAACCCAGGCUGGAAACUGGAUAAAUGGAAAUUCCUCCCGAUGGCCCAGGCAGCACUGCGACACAAGUCCAACGCGAAAUGGUUCAUCUUCAUUGAAGCAGACACCUACGUCUCUUGGCCCACGAUCCUCGCCUGGCUAGCCCGCUUCGACCACACCAAGCCCCAGUAUCUCGGCACCGAGACCCAGAUCGCAGACGUCAUCUUCGCCCACGGAGGGUCCGGCUUCAUGCUCUCCAACCCAGCUCUACAGCGCGCCUCGGACGAAUACACCGCCCGCGAAGUCGAGCUGAACGCAUACACAGACGGACACUGGGCAGGAGACUGUGUGUUGGGCAAAGUUCUCGCCGACGCCGGAGUAAAUCUACACUUCACGUGGCCGAUUCUGCAAAACUCCAACAUAGGCGAACUGGACGAGUUCACAGUCGACUUCUACCGCCAUCCCUGGUGCUUUAUCGCCGUUGCCCUGCACCACCUCUCCCCAACCGACAUUGAGAACCUCUGGAACUUUGAACAAAAGCGCUGGCGUAAUAAAAACAAACGUAUCCUCCUCCACGGCGACCUCUUCCGCGAAUUCAUAUACCAAGAAAUAAUCACCCAACCCACCCGCCUAAACUGGGAUAACCUAGCAUCCGACGAACAACCCUUCGCGCAUUCCUUCGAGGAUUGCCGGAUCCUCUGCGACGCGCAGAAAACCUGCGCGCAAUUCACAUUCCGGGACAACAAGUGUUUCACGAGUGCGAAUCCCCGUCUUGGAAAUGCCGCUUCGGAUGCUACAUCUGGGUGGGUUACUGGACGGAUUCGGGAAUUGACUGAGAAGAAGGGGAUGUGUCGGAAGCCUGAUUUUGGGGACUAA
Messenger RNA from Penicillium salamii, 1320 nucleotides. The record is from the annotation of a GenBank genome assembly. Lineage: Eukaryota; Fungi; Ascomycota; Eurotiomycetes; Eurotiales; Aspergillaceae.